AUGGUCAAAGAGAUAAAUGAAAAUGAAAUAACAGAUCUUGAUAAUAAGAAUGGAGAGCAGGUGUAUGAUAAAUGCCGGAGGUAUGCAGUGGAUUGGGAUAUAAUUUUGCAAGAGGGCAACCUUGAAUCUUUUGUACCAAACGGAUCAUUAUCAACUCAGGAAUGUGACAAAGGAUGGGAAUAUAACAAAACAAAUGUAGAGUCUUCAAUUGUGAUUGAUUACGAUUUAGUCUGUGAAAAGGAUAUUUAUCCUACUUUAGGCUUAGUAGCACUCAACAUUGGUGGUCCGAUUGGAGUAUAUUUUUUUGGAAUGCUUAAUGACAGAUAUGGACGGCGUUUUUCAUACUUCUCGUGUUUGGGAACAUUAUUAAUUGGAAGCUUUAUCACAGCUUUUAGUACAAGCUUCAGUGUGUGGGCGUUUAGUCGAAUUAUCGUUGGACUUACUAUACCAGCUGUUUAUCAAAUUCCAUUCAUAAUCGCAUUAGAACUUGUUGGACCAAAUUAUCGUUCAUUUGUAACAGUUAUGACUUGCACAUUUUAUACAUUUGGUCUGAUGGGCCUUGCAUUGGUUACUGUGUUCGUUAAAGACUGGUUCAUUCUUAGUCUCGUAACAUCUGUUCCAUUCCUGUUAUAUUUUUUAUACAUUUUUAUCAUGCCGGAAAGUCCAAGAUGGCUCCUUGCCAAAGGUAAAUUAGAAGAUGCACUAAAGAUACUUGAAACAAUGGCACGAAUAAAUGGAAAAGAAUUUCCUGAAACCUUUCAUAGCAAAUUAGAAGAACGUGUUUUGCAAGAGAAAAAAAGAAAAAUUAAAAGAAAAGACCGCAAUGUUGGAGCAUUAGAUUUAUGCAAAACUCCAAAUAUGCGUAUGAAAACUUUUCUCAUCACUCUAAAUUGGUUUGCGAAUGAGACAGUUUAUUUGGGAUUGAGCUAUUAUGGGCCAUCAUUAGGAAGUAAUCCACCAUUGAGCUUCUUUCUGUCAUCACUGGUUGAAUUGCCGAGUUAUGCUUUAUGUUGGUUUGUUAUGGACCGUUAUGGUAGACGAUGGCCAAUGUGCUUACUUAUGAUUCUUGGUGGUAUUAGCUGCGUAAUAACAGUAUUAUUACCUGAAGAUGCUGAAAUGGGAACCCUUAUAUUGUAUCUUAUUUCUAAGUCAAUGAUUUGUGGAUCUUUUUUGAUAAUUUAUCCGUUUGCGGGUGAACUGUAUCCAACGCAGGCUCGAGGCGUCGGUAUUGGUUUCUCAAGCUAUGUUGGUGGUCUGGGACUUAUCAUAAUACCAUUUAUUACAUAUCUUGGAAAAGAAAAUCUACGAUUACCAUUAUUCAUAAUGGGAUGGCUUGUUACAGCUGGUGGAUUUACUGGAUUAAGGUUACCAGAAACUCUUAAUUCACGAUUACCACAAACAAUUGAAGAAGGUGAAGAAUUUGGAAAGAAUUGGAAUUAUAAUGAUUGUAUGAGAUGCACUCCAAUUGAAAUCACGCUUGAGUCAGCAUCUGGUUCUUACGAAAAUUUAGCAGCAAAAGAUGAUAUUGAAUUAAGUCAGGUGAUAUCAUUUAAGACAUCAACAAUCGAUGAAAAGACGCCCCUUGAAGCAAGACGUAUAGAAAGACGUCAAACAAUGAAGAAACUUGUGAGACAACCAAGUGUUAUGGAUACACAAAAAACUGGAGAACUUGGAUCAAUGCAACUUACUUAUUGGUUUUAAGACAACUGUCGAUAAUAUUUUGAUAUUUUGUACAAACACUAUUUUAUUUUUACAAGCUACUAUUAUUCUCCCCAAAGCCUUGAGAAUAAUACAUGUUUGUUGUAAAAGGCUCAAAAGAGAUAAAACUAUGUAAUUCGAAACUUGUUUUUUAUACAAAAUUAAUAUAAGGGAAAUUCUUUGGAUGAGUAGAAUUUCUGAAAAAUGAGCUUUCAUAAUCCAGAGUCAAUUACACUUAAGGUGCAAAACUGUUUUCUCAAAAAUCUCUUCAGUUUUUAUGUUUUGAAUGCUUAAUUCAAUUUUAAUGGAGCCACUAUAUUUAUUUGAUUGUAAUCAAAAGUGGCCAAACACACUAAUUAAACCAAUAAAAUGAGAACCGACAGUAAAAAAUUUUAGAAAAAAAUCGAUUCUCUAAUGAAAAAUUCCAAAAACUCAUCCAAAAAAAUUCCUAUAAAUAGUUGUAAUCUGGCAAGUGUUUACAUUUUAACUCAGUGGUUUUCAAUCUGUUUGACGCGGCACACUAGUGUUCCGUGAAAAAUUGUCAUGUGGACAAAUGAAAAAAUGAAAACAAAAAUCGACUUUAUACAUUCAUAGUUUUUGACUUGAAAAAUAACAAAAGUCCUUGUAUUUUAUCGAGUGACUUCAGCUGAUAAUUUAUGCC
Messenger RNA from Chironomus riparius, 2359 nucleotides. NCBI's taxonomy places the organism in Eukaryota, Metazoa, Arthropoda, Insecta, Diptera, Chironomidae. The record is from the annotation of a GenBank genome assembly.